This is a messenger RNA of Trichoderma citrinoviride, 5349 nucleotides long. Its product is annotated as non-ribosomal peptide synthetase. Gene Ontology annotation, molecular function: catalytic activity; phosphopantetheine binding. Gene Ontology annotation, cellular component: cytoplasm. The record is from RefSeq and is a predicted model, not a curated record. The coding region runs from base 1 to 5349 and encodes 1782 amino acids. Gene Ontology annotation, biological process: secondary metabolite biosynthetic process; amino acid activation for nonribosomal peptide biosynthetic process. The transcript is spliced from 2 exons. NCBI's taxonomy places the organism in Eukaryota, Fungi, Ascomycota, Sordariomycetes, Hypocreales, Hypocreaceae.
AUGGCUAUUGACGGAGAUGGACAUGGCGAUAUCAGCUCAGCCAAGCUGCCGCUCCCUUCCAGUGUAGCAACGGCCAUGGAUGCAAACGAUGGAGUGGCCAAGACGCUGACUGCUGAGCCAACGACGCAGAGCGGCAUCGCCAGCCCAGCCGACCUCGAGCAGCUAUGGACGUGGAAUCAACAUGUACCUCCGUAUAUACAACGCUGUAUGCACGACAUCAUAUCGGAACGAGUCCAGCAGCAACCGCAUAAAAUUGCCGUUGAAUCUUGGGAUGGAAGCUUGACGUAUCAAGAGCUGGACAGCCUCUCAUCACAGCUCGCCAGGCAGAUCCUGCAGAAGAAUGCGGGAUCAGGUAGCAGAAUCCCGCUAUGCUUCGAAAAAUCCAUGUGGACCGUCGUUGCGGUCCUGGCUGUCAUGAAAGCCGGUGCAACAUUCUCGUUGACUGAUCCCAGCCAACCAGUGGCACGACUCCAGACAAUCGUCGAGCAGACAGGGGCAGACCUCAUCAUUACCUCGGUGGCCCAGAGCGAGCUUGGCAAAGAAAUCUCCAGGCCAGGAGGACAAGUCCUCGCGAUAUCUCGAGACUUUUUCGAUGGCAUCAAGGAGCCAGACACGGAAACGGCGUUGCCUCAAGUGCCUGCAGAAACGCCAAUGUACAUCAUCUUCACCUCUGGAAGCACAGGGAAGCCAAAGGGCGUCGUCAUUACCCAUGCCAACUACACCAGUGGCGCGAUUCCCAGAGCAGAUGCCGUUGGCUACAAAGACACCUCUCGGUGCUUCGAUUUCCCCUCGUACGCUUUCGACGUGAGCAUCGACUGCAUGCUGUGCACGCUGGCCACUGGAGGACAAAUCUGCGUGCCGUCGGAGGAAGCCAGGAUGAACGACCUCAGCGGCGCCAUUCGACAGAGCAAGGCCAACAUGGUCCACAUGACGCCUUCUGUGGCCAGAGUCUUGGAUCCUGACAUUAUCCCUUCUCUGGAUGUUCUGGGGCUUGGCGGCGAGGCGGUUUCUGCGAGCGAUGCAGCCGCUUGGAGCCAGCACACCAGUUUAAUCAUUGCAUACGGCCCGUCCGAAUGUACCGUGGGCUGUACCAUCAACAACCAGGUGACUGUCUCGACGGGUAUCGGUAAAGGCGUUGGAGGUGUGACCUGGAUCGUCGAUCCCGAUGACCACAAUGUCCUCAUGCCAGUCGGCGCCGUUGGAGAGCUCAUCGUAGAAGGUCCGGUGGUCGGUGUCGGCUACCUCGAUGAGCCUGAAAAGACAGCAGAGGUCUUCAUCGAGAAUCCGUCUUGGUUGGUUGCCGGCUACAAUGGCUUCCCCGGGCGAACUGGCAGGUUGUACAAGACCGGAGAUCUGGUUCGAUAUGAGAGCAACGGUUCCGGCUCCAUCGAGUUUGUUGGCAGAAAGGAUCAACAGGUGAAGCUUCGAGGCCAAAGAGUCGAGCUCACGGAAGUCGAGCACCACCUACGGGCCUGUCUGCCCAGCGGCAUCAAGGUCGCAGCAGAAGUCAUCAAGCCAGAGAAUGGAGGUGCCCCUUCUCUGGUGGCGUUCCUUUCAGAGUCUGCCUCUUCAGGCGUCAUUGGGGUAGAUCCGGCCAUCGUUGAACCGUCACCGGAGCUGAAAACUGCCCUGGCAACUGUCAAUGCGGCCAUGGGAUCCAGAGUGCCCCGGUAUAUGGUCCCGGCAGCGUUCGUGACCCUUCAGCACAUGCCUUCGUUGGUGUCCGGGAAGACGGACCGGAAGAAACUGCGGGAGAUUGGGUCUGCGAUUCCACGAGAGGUUUUCAGCCGAAUGCAAGCACCCGACGCCCAGGAAGAGGAGGAGCCGGAAACCGAAACGGAGAAGUUGUUGCAGCAAGCAUGGGUCAAGGUCCUCGGCUCCGAUGCAAACAUCUACAGGCAGAGCAACUUCUUCGCUCUAGGGGGUGAUUCUCUGCGUGCCAUGAGGCUCGUAGUCACCGCCCGCGAGAGUGGCAUUGCCUUGACUGUUGCUGAUAUCUUUACGAAUCCGACUCUCAGCCACAUGGCCUCAAAAGCCGCUCUAGUCUCGGAAUCUUCUGUCGAUGAGGUUCCCCCCUUUUCACUUCUGGAAAAGGACUGGGACGAGGAAACUGCGCGAAACGAGAUUUCCGCUCUCUGCGGCGUUGAAGCCAGCGCCGUUGAGGAUGCUUAUGCAUGCACUCCCCUUCAAGAGGCCCUCAUGGCCCUGUCGGCCAAAGUCAAGGAAGCAUAUGUCGCCCAGAGAGUCGUCUGGCUGAAAGACAUGGCCACAGCUGAGAAGCUCAUCGCCGCCUUCGACGCCGUCCAACAAGACAGCCCCAUACUGCGCACGAGAAUCGUGCAGAUACCCGGACGGGGCCUUGUUCAGGCAGUCAUCAAGGAGAGAUUGCACAGGGUCCUUGGCACCAACCUCAAUGAGUAUCUAGUGAAUGACAGGAAUGACCCAAUGGAAUUGGGCAAACCUCUUGUUCGCUACGCUGUUAUUGAUGAUAGCACAACCGGAAAGGUCAGCUUUGUGUUUACCAUCCAUCACGCGUUAUACGACGGCUGGUCCAUGCCCUUGAUCGUGGAUCGAGUAAACAAAGCCUAUACCGGCCAGACCUUGUCACGGCCCGCUGAGUUCAAACACUUCAUCAAGUAUCUGUUGACCAUGGAGACGGCUAAAUCCGCCAACUAUUGGCGAGAGCAGCUUUCCGGAGCCAAUGCCUUCCAGUUCCCACCUCUACCUUGGCUGGGCUAUCAACCGCAGUCUGAUUCAUUGUUAGAGGAAUACGUUCCCCUCCCAGACGGCAGAGCCUCCAGUGCGACCACUGCAACGGUCAUCAGAGCAGCCUGGGCUCUCGUAGCUUCGCAGUACAUCAACAGUACCGAUGUCAUCUUCGGAGAGACGUUGACUGGCCGCAAUGCACCUGUUGUCGGCGCCGAGGAGAUUGAGGGUCCCAUGAUCACGACCGUUCCUGUGCGGGUGCAGAUUGACAGAAAUAUGCGCGUUUCCGACUUUCUGCAAGCCAUCCAAGAGCAAACUGUGGAACAGAUUCCGCACGAGCAUUUCGGCUUGCAACAUAUACGGAGACUCAGCCCCGAUGCUUAUGAGGCAUGCGAGUUGAAGACCGGCCUGGUAUUGCAUCCAAGCGCCGAGGAUGACGCAUCUCCUGAGUCGGAUGAUCUGCCUGCGAGUCGUCUUGUGCCGGCGGGAGAUGCAGAGGCUGCUCAAGAGGCUCUCAAGUUCAACACUUAUCCGCUCAUGCUGGUCUGUUCCAUGGAUCCGCGAGGGUUCCUUACCAUGGCCAGUUUCGAUUCCAAGACCGUUUCCGUUCCUGCAAUGCAGAGGGCCUUGAACAAGUUUAGAGAGAUUGCACAAUUCUUGUGCAAAGAAGGCUCCUCCACACUCGGCAGCCUUCAGUCGUCGUUGCUUGAUGAGGAUGUUGGCGAGCUUCGGGAUGCAAUGCUCAAGGCAGACAUCACUGAUGCAAGCAAGGCGUUCCCUGGCAUCCAAGCAGCCUAUGUCGCUGAUGCAGCAGAUCCAAACCGACUUGUGCCGCUCUCAGCGGUCGGUGAACUGAUUGUACAAUGCCCGGGAGAAUUGCAGAGCUUGACGGAGAUCUCUCCGCCAAGUUGGCUCGAGGCAGUAUCCAGCUCGCCAGCCCUUGCACAAGGAAGCCUGACAACUGCACAAACGGCACCAGCCGGGGUGGCCAAGAGCAGGAUAUCAGCAACAUCCAGCAGGCAGCGCAAGCUACGCAGUCUUUGGGCCCGCGUGCUGCGUCUGAGCGAGGAGGACAUUGGCCUGAACGAUGGGUUCUUCGUCAUAGGAGGUGACUCCAUUGCAGCCAUGAAGCUCGUAUCAGAAGCUCGGCUCGAGGGCAUCAAACUGAGCGUGGUCCAGAUCUUCCAGAAGAGGACGUUGUACGAAAUGGCCAGCGUCAUGGAGGAAGUCGAGAAGCCUGCAUCAUCCGCAGACGUAGCCAGCACGAGAGAAAAGACGCUGAAGCCCUUCUCCCUGCUAAGCCAACAAGAUGAAGACGGCAAGCUCCGCUUCGUCAACGACAUCAUCGCGCCUCAGUUGGCCGACCCGUCCUGGCGCAUCAGCAACGUGCUCCCUACGCGUCCCCUGCAGCAGAUUGCCGUCAGGGGCACGACUCAGCUCCCACGCUUCUCGGCGCGGUAUGAGCUCAUGUACUUCGACAAGGCCAUCAAUCGCGACAAGAUGAUUGCGAGUUGCAAUCAACUCGUCGCCCGCAACGAGAUACUCCGCACCGUCUUCACAGAGCACAACGACGAGGGCUACGCCGUUGUCCUGGAACAACUCGUCCCGCAAUUCGUCGAAUACGCAGUCGACGGCGAUGUCGAGACUUUCGCCCAUCAACUCUGCCGUCUGGAUGCGAUGACGAAAAUGCCCCUUGGCUCAAGCUUCGUGAAAUGGUUCCUCGUCGAGUCGAGCACCGGGCAAUCAUGCCUCAUCUUCCGACUAUCCCACGCCCAGUACGACGAGAUAUGCCUGCCCAUCAUCCUACAGCAGCUCUCAGGCCUCUACCAAGACGAACCAGUCCAGGAAACGGUCCCCUUCUCCGCCUACGUCCACCACGUCCUGAGCAAGAACGUCCCCGAAAGCAUCCCGUACUGGACAGACCUCCUCCAGGGCUCGUCCCUGACCGUGCUGAAGCCCGACAUCCCCGUGCAGCAGAGGAACCACUUCGCGAUCCAGAAGACGGUGGACAUCUCCUCGCGCCUCCGCGACAUCACCGUGGCGUCCCUGCCGACCGCCGCCUGGGCCCUGUGCCUCGCCCGCCGCCUCUCCCUCCGCGACGUCGUCUUCGGCGAGGUCGUCAGCGGCCGCAACAUCGACUUCCCCCACGGCCCGGCCAACGCCAUCACGGGCCCCUGCUGGCAGUACAUCCCCGUCCGCGUGCGCUUCCCCCGCGGGUGCACCCCGCUCGAGGUCCUCUCCGCCGUGCAGCACCAGCACAUUGCCAGCUCCGCCCACGAGGGCAUCAGCCUCGGCGAGAUCGCCUCCCUCUGCGGCACCACCUGGCUCGACAACGGCAUCAAGGCCUCGGACCUGUGGUUCGACUCCGUCGUCCACCAGGACGUCGAGCACGUCGAGAACCUCGCCUUCGCCGCCGCCGGGAGCGGCCGCCUGGAGACGGUCUACCCGCACGAGGAGCCGCUGCGCGAGUGGAAGAUCCAGGCCUUUGUCCACGACGGCAGCAGCAAGCUGACGCUGGAGAUUGUCACGUUUGAGAGCUGGGGAGGGUUUGCCAGGGGUCUGCUGGACGACUUGGUGGACGCCGUGGAGACUCUGCUCAAGGAUCCUCAUGCCAAGUUGUUCAACGACGACCUCGAGGGUUGA